Molecule: messenger RNA, 1044 nt
Organism: Quercus lobata
Lineage: Eukaryota; Viridiplantae; Streptophyta; Magnoliopsida; Fagales; Fagaceae
Exons: 1
Coding region: 1-1044 (347 amino acids)
Source: RefSeq, a predicted model, not a curated record
AUGCAGGCGAUGAAGGAACAGAUGGAAGUUAUGAUGAACGCUCUUAAGGGACGAGUGUCCAGUGAUCUUGAUGACCUCGUUAACCGAAUUGACUUGCCGUUCACCGCUCCCGUCAACUCCUUCCCCCUGCCUAGUAAGUUCUGCAUACCACAAAUAGACAGUUAUGACGGGGUCAGGGACCCUCUAGACCAUCUAGAGACCUUUAAGACCCUGAUGCACCUUCAAAGAGUAGCAGAAGCGAUCAUGUGUAGGGCUUUCCCUACAACGCUGAAGGGUGCGGCAAGAAUUUGGUUCAGCUGGCUGACGCCCAACUCCAUCAGCACCUUCAAGGAGCUAAGUGCUCAAUUUAUUGCACACUUCAUUGGAGGACAUCGAUACAAGAAGUCUACGGCUUGCUUAAUGAGUAUCAAACUGCGAGAGGAGGAAACAUUGAGAGCCUACGUAUCCCACUUUAAUAAGAAGGCACUCUCGAUUGAUGAAGCCAACAACAAGAUACUUGUAGCGGCAUUCACGAAUGGGCUGAAGAAGGGUAAGUUUUUGUUCUCCCUGUACAAAAAUGAUCCGAAAACCAUGUUAGAAGUGCUUUACAGGGCCACCAAAUAUAUGAACACUGAAGACGCGUUGUUGGCCCAAGAAGAAAGGCCAAAGAAAAGAGAAAGGCAAGAAGACACCUGGCAGGACCAAGACCGGAAGAAAGUAAGGAUAGGAGACCGAAGGGAUGAAAGACGCCCUAAGCCCCUGGGGGGAAGAUUCACUCCGUUGACCGCCUCAAUAGAUCAAGUCCUAAUGCAAAUCGAGGACGAGGGGGCUCUGACGUUCCCUAGAAAGUUGAAGAGUGAUCCCAACAAACAGCCUAAGGAUAAAUAUUACUGCUUCCACUGUGACCAUGGUCACGACACAACCGAUUGCUAUGACCUAAAACAGCAAAUUGAGGCCCUUAUCAGACAAGGAAAACUGCAGAAGUUCAUUAGUAAGGAGAGAACAGAUCCACCUCACAAGACUAACACCCCCGAUGGGAUAAUGAGCGACCGAGACCCCCCAUAG